CGGGACGGCCCCCAUCUUCUUUACGCGCGUCGGGCAUUUGGCGGCGUUGAGAAGUCCGGACGUUGCUGUCGCUGUUAGUGACCCUGUGGCGCGGCUGUGUGGGACCGGGAACUUAAAGAUCCGCCACAAUGGCUGAAAAUGGUGAUAAUGAAAAACUGGCUGCUCUGGAGGCCAAAAUCUGUCAUCAAAUUGAGUAUUAUUUUGGUGACUUCAAUUUGCCACGGGACAAAUUUUUAAAGGAACAGAUCAAACUGGACGAAGGCUGGGUACCUUUGGAGAUAAUGAUAAAGUUUAAUAGGUUAAACCGUCUAACAACAGACUUUAAUGUAAUAAUAGAAGCUUUGAGCAAAUCAAAGGCAGAACUCAUGGAAAUAAGUGAAGAUAAAACUAAAAUUAGAAGAUCUCCAAGCAAACCCCUCCCUGAAGUGACUGAUGAGUAUAAAAAUGAUCUUAAAAACAGAUCUGUUUAUGUUAAAGGCUUCCCAACUGAUGCAACCCUUGAUGACAUAAAAGACUGGUUAGAAGAUAAAGGUGAAAUACUCAAUAUUCAGAUGAGAAGAACAUUGCACAAAACAUUUAAGGGAUCAAUAUUUGCUGUAUUUGAUAGCAUUGAAUCUGCUAAGAAGUUUGUCAAGACCCCUGGCCAAAAGUAUAAAGACACAGACCUGCUAAUACUUUUCAAGGAAGAGUACUUUGCCAAAAAAAAUGAGGAAAGAAAGAAACAUAAAAUAGAAGCUAAAUUACGAGCUAAACAACAGCAAGAAAAACUAAAGUUAGCAGAGCAUCCUGAAAUGAGAGCGCUAGAAGGAAAGAUUGGCUGCUUGCUGAAGUUCUGCGGGAACUUAGAUGAUCAAACAUCUAGAGAAGAUUUUCACAACCUUUUCGCAAGGCAUGGUGAAAUAAAGUGGAUAGACUUUGUCAGAGGAUCCAAAGAGGGAACAAUUCUAUUUAAAGAAAGAGCUAAGGAAGUACUGGCUAGAGCAAGAGACGCACAUCAUGGUAACCUACAAAUAAGGAACAAAAGAGUGGUCUGGGAAGUACUAAGGGGAGAAAUGGAAAGAAGAGCACUGAGAAAAAUAAUACAAGAUCAGCAAGAAUCCCUAAACAAAUGGAGGACAAGAGGUCGCAGAUUUAGAGGAAGAGGAGGAAGGGGAGGAGGUAGAGCUGGCAUGGCUAUCAGAGGAAGAGCACAGUUUCAGGGCAGGAAACCUAGAUUUGAUCAUUUUGAAGACAGACGUGCUCCAUUUGGACGAAUAAAAAGAGCAAGAGAAGAAAGAGACGACCGUAUGGCACCAAAACAACGGAAGAGAGCAAAACGGGCCAGAUACCAUUAGUUUAGUAAACAAAAAUUUUUUUUAUUCAUUUUAAUUAGAUUUUAAGCUGCUUUUGUCUGAAGGCUUUAAGAAAGAAAACCGAAUUAGGUCCACUUCAAUGUCCACCUGUAAGAAAGAUUUUUUUGGUUGUUGUUUAACUUGUCUUUUUGUUAUGCAAAUGAGUAUUUUUUUUAAAUGUGUAGUUCCGUUUGUGUUUUUUCAGAUGAUUCAAAUCAAAAGGAACAUUCUUCCACUAAAUUGCCUUUGUAAUAUGAGAAUGUAUUAGUACAAAGUAAUAAAAUGUAUACUGCAUAAAAAUAAACAGUUGAUUUUUUUAUUUUCGUUCCCAAAGCAUUUGAGAAAGUAUUCUAUCUUCCAGGCUGGCUUUCUGUAUUUACUCAAGCAACUUAAUAAUGUUAGAAAUAAUUACUUAUUGCAAAGUUUUUCAGUACUGAAUGUAGACAAACCAGAAUCAAGAGACUUACUGAUUUUUUUUUAUGAAACGUGUAUGAUGCUGGCAGGUCAUAUCGCAGCUCUAUAAAACAAAAGCCACCCAAGGAUAAAAACUGUAUUUCCAAACAUUUACCACCCUUGACUUAAAAAGAAAAUUUUAAGUAGGGAGUCCUAAAUGCUGAUAAAAUAAACAUUUUAGACCAGUCACUUUAACCAAAAUUUGAGAAAAGUAGAUAAAAGUGUAUCCUAUGAAAACAUGUUAGUACCUUCCUAUUUUUAAUUUUCUAAAUCUGAAGCUACCAAUUUCAUAACCAUGCUUAUUUCAAAAAUUUUUUGGUCUCGAUUUUAGUAAUAAUUAGCUGUUUUCCUACCAAGUGCUCAAAUGAAAACCCAUUUUUCUUCUUGUUGUGGUAGUGGUCGUUUUUGGUUUUGUUUUGGGGUUUGUUUUGUUUUGUUUUGUUUUUUUGGCUGCACCCUUAGCAUGUGAAGUUCCUGGGCCAGAGAUCAAACCCAUGCCACAGCAAUAACCUGAACCAUAGCAGUGACAACUUGUGCUGGAUCCUUAACCCUCUGGGCAACCAGGGAACUCCAAAAACCCACUUUUCAUAUUCUUUACUUCUAAAGGAUAAUGCAGGUUCUCCAAACUUAGUACUGAUCAAUUUUAGAGGGAUAGCAGUCUACAUACCUGUGCUUCAUAUUUUGGAGUAGAUUCUAACUCUGUAAAUCACAUCUCUCAAAUUUUAAUGUGCAUUCAAAUCAAAUCCUGUUGAAAUGCAGAUUAUCAUUCAGUAGGUCUACGUGAAGCCUGAAAUUCUACAAGUCUGACAAGCUCCCAAGGGAUAUCAAUGCUGAUGGUCCACAUUUGAGGACCAUGCUUGGAGUAGCAAAGCUCUGGCUUACUCUACUACUACUGGAACUGUUCUAAGGUCUCCAUGUUGCAUAUUAUACCUUAAACUAGGUAUGGAAUGACAAUACUGAAUAAUACGAAGACAGACUUUUACACAUUAUAUUACUAUUAUGAUCUAGUUAUGUGGUUAACACUAGAGUGCUAAUCUAGUCAGUUUAUUACUGUGUAAAAGAAUUUCCCCCUUGUUGUACUCUUAUUUCAGGCUUUCCAGAAUUAACUUGGAUUGUAGUUAGCUUCUAGUUAAUAUGCUUUUCCCCUGUUGAUGUUUAUGAAUAUUACUCAAUUUACUAAUAAAAAUGUAUCAAACAUGA
This is a messenger RNA of Phacochoerus africanus (Common warthog), 2984 nucleotides long. It is a transcript of the gene SSB, whose product is annotated as small RNA binding exonuclease protection factor La. NCBI's taxonomy places the organism in Eukaryota, Metazoa, Chordata, Mammalia, Artiodactyla, Suidae. Gene Ontology annotation, cellular component: nucleus; ribonucleoprotein complex; cytoplasmic stress granule. Gene Ontology annotation, biological process: positive regulation of translation; RNA processing. The transcript has 12 exons. The record is from RefSeq and is a predicted model, not a curated record. Gene Ontology annotation, molecular function: RNA binding. Bases 129 to 1334 code for a protein of 401 amino acids.